Molecule: messenger RNA, 928 nt
Organism: Drosophila ananassae
Lineage: Eukaryota; Metazoa; Arthropoda; Insecta; Diptera; Drosophilidae
Exons: 1
Coding region: 605-868 (87 amino acids)
Source: RefSeq, a predicted model, not a curated record
CACUGGAAAUAAAGGGGGGAGAAGUUUCAAAAAUAUUUAAGUUAAGUCUAAGAUCUGUUUCUAAACCAUAUAUAUGUAUAUUAGUAAACUAAUAUUAAACUAAAUAUUUUUUUAAAUUGUUUUUUCGGAGGAAGGGGAGAACUUCUUCCAAGAGGCCCCUGGCUCUUAUCGCCCACAUUCUUUAUUAUCACUUAUCUUUAUGGAACUCCGGCAUUGUUCUUUAUAUCUGCAGCAGGUUUAUGGCCUGACUAUUCUUAGCCCAGUCGAGAGACAUAAAAUCUAUAAUAUAAUCAAGUUAAAAUAGUCAUAAUACUGAAAUAACAUAUUAUUUUUAAAUUUAAAAUGAAAUUAAAUUUAAAAUUUGGGACUACUAAUUUGGUUUGAAACUUGGCUAGACAGACUGUGGACUCAAUGUGGAUGUUAACUGUUAGCUUGUGCUAUAAAGAAACUGCAGCAUACUUUUGGGCCCACAUUAUAAAAGAAAUAAGAUACUAUCCACUUUGAAGUGUUAUACUAUCUUUUAGAAUCUAGAUAUCCCUUUCUGAGCCUUCACUUUCAAGUUAAUCCCAAAAUUUCCAAGUCAAAGUUAUAAAAGUCCAAGGCAAUGAUCACAAUGAUGCUAAUGGAGAAGGCGGUCAUUAAAAUCGAGGAGUUUGUCGAAUGGGACAUUAGUUACUUCCUCCUGGCCUACGCCUGCAUAGUCCUGAUGAUCCUGGGCGUCCCAUUGGCCAUUUUCCUGCAGAACAAGGACUCUCCAGCCGACAGGCAGCUCUUCCACCUGGAGGCCAACCGACCAGUGCCGACCAGUGGCCAGCAGGGAGACGUGUGGCACGUCCGGCAGGAUGCCCCAAUCGAUUCGAUUGCCUAAAAAUGGUCUUUCUGUUUUUGAGAUUUGAUAUUCAGGGAAAUAGAUGGCGGUCUGUUUGUA